Mizuhopecten yessoensis (Yesso scallop) is the source of this 5492-nucleotide messenger RNA. Its product is annotated as nuclear protein localization protein 4 homolog. Gene Ontology annotation, biological process: ubiquitin-dependent protein catabolic process. Gene Ontology annotation, cellular component: nucleus. The transcript has 15 exons. Gene Ontology annotation, molecular function: ubiquitin binding; ubiquitin protein ligase binding. Lineage: Eukaryota; Metazoa; Mollusca; Bivalvia; Pectinida; Pectinidae. The record is from RefSeq and is a predicted model, not a curated record. The coding region runs from base 207 to 2120 and encodes 637 amino acids.
UGUCAUGUCAUUCUCCACAAAAUGCCUAUGACAUGUAUACUGUAACAUUCUAAUUUUAUCCAUUGACACUGUCAGACUAAUGGUCGAUAGGAUAAGGGCACGUCGUUAAUAACAUUAACCUGUUUUCUACGAAUUUUCGAAUACGACCUGUUAAGAGUACAAGUAGAAAUCAUUCAUACUAGUGAAUAUUAUCAUUUUAUAUAAAAAUGGGGGUACCUCCGUCUCCAUUGAUUGUUCGUGUUCAGUCACCAGAAUAUGGAACCAAGAGAGUGGAAGCUAGGCAGAAUGAGACGAUUGCUGAUUUCUUGAAUAAGCUUCAAACUGAGUUUGGACUUGGUGACACAGGAUGGAACGUUUAUAAAUCCAGAGACAAGAAAGACUGGAUCAGAACAUCUCGCGCCAGAACAUUGGACUCUUACAAAAUAAGACAUGGGGAUAUGCUGUACUUAUUUUCGUCCAGCAAGACAUCAAAAGGUCAAGAAUUCAGUAACAUAGCUCAGAAUAUUGAGGCAUCACCUGGCUCCUCCCAAAUGUUAUCUGGGUCAGGCAUGGCCUCACCCAUUCCUGGUCAGGGAGUAGUUGAGGAUGAGGUGGACCAGAUUCUGGACAAAGAAGAUGGCAAGAUCUACAGAAAGCGCAAUGAACAACUAUGCCAUCAUGGCCCCCAAGGAAAAUGCCUGCACUGUGUGCCACUUAUGCCAUAUGAUGAGGAAUUCUUACACAGCUGUGAGCCCCCCAUCAAAUUCCUCGCAUUCCACUCACACUUACGUAAGCUGACAGGAGGAGUGGACAAGGGGAAAUUUGCCUUCUUAGAGAACAUAAGCUGUAAAAUAAAGACCGGAUGUACAGAACAUCCACCUUGGCCUGGAGGCAUCUGUACGAAAUGUCAGCCCAAUGCAGUGACACUAAACAGACAGAAAUACAGACAUGUAGAUUACAUCAUGUACGAAAACUCAUCUAUUGUCGAUCGAUUCCUCAACUUCUGGAGAACUACAGGCAACCAAAGAAUUGGCAUCAUGUAUGGAAAGUACGAGACACAUAAAGACACGCCACUGGGUAUAAAGGCCACUGUUUGUGCUAUCUAUGAGCCACCCCAGGUAAGUUCCAAGAGCAGGGUGGAGCUGCUGGAAGACCCUAAAGAAGAUGUGGUCAACAAAGUGGCUGAGAGGCUGGGUAUCGGCCCAGUCGGCUGGAUUUUUACUGACCUCAUUGCAGAUGACCUCGGAAAAGGCACCGUCAAACACUUCAGAGGAAAUAUUAAUUCACAUUUUCUGAGUGCUGAAGAAUGCAUUAUGGCAGCGGAUUUCCAAAACAAACACACCAACCCAUGUAAACUGGCGACAGAAGGACACUUCGGCUCCAAGUUUGUCACAGUCGUUGUAACCGGCGAUGCCACCAAUCAGAUCCACUUUGAGGGCUACCAGGUAUCCAAUCAGUGCAUGGCGUUGGUGAGAGACGACUGUCUGAUACCAACCAAGGACGCACCAGAGUUAGGCUAUGUCAAAGAAUCGUCAGAAAAGCAGUAUGUGCCGGAUGUAUUUUACAAGAUAAAAGACAGUUAUGGCAACGAAAUAACGCAGCUGGCCCGUCCCUUACCUGUGGAGUAUCUACUUGUUGACCUGCCAGCAGCCUUCCCGCUCGAAGCACAAUAUACAUUCAAGUCCCAUCUACAUACCGAGAUAAAACCGUUCCCUGCCUCCAACAGAGAUCAACUAGGGGAAGCUCAGGACUUCAAUGCCCUUGUGAGCUACAUUCAGCAGUUCCCUCCCAACCGAUUCCUGGAAGCAAUGUCCGGCUUUCAUAUCCUGGUUUUCCUUGGCACCUCUGACAUGUUACCAGUACAGGAGAAAAUUGGAAUGCUAUUAGAUGCUGUCAGACUGAAUGAUGAGAAACUUGCUUCUGAUUUCAAAAAGACAGAAGAAUGGGCAACUGUAGAGGAGAUGAUGGCUGCUCACGAAACGUCUCCAGGUCUCUCCAGGGAAAGGUCGUAUGUAGGACCCGGAGCAUCUCCCCUUCCACCCAUCGGUGCCUCCGGUGGGACGUCUUGGACAUGUGCACACUGCACAUUUAUAAACUCUUCGGACAAAAGUGCCUGUGAUAUGUGUUCGUUACCCAAGUAAUAGCAUUGUGUUUGGCCGCUAUCAAAAUAACAACACAUAAUGAUUGAAUAUUAUUUAUAUUUACUUACAAGACAGAAAAGGAAAGUCUUUUGCUGGACUGUGUACAUUGGAUUGGCUGUUUCACCCAACAUGAUCACUUAUGCAUGUAUCCUACUCAACUUGUUGAAGCAUAUAAGAUGCCUUGAGUGCUUUGUUAUGAAUAUAUUUAGAGCCGUUUAAAGCUAAUUUUUUACAAAUGAAUGAAUGUUUUGUGUUCAAAUCCAUGGAUUAAUCAUUCCAACCUUCAGAUGAGCAAACCAUUAGUUCUUACUUUUUGUGGUCUUACAUAUGCCCUUGUAUAUCCCAACAUGUUUAUCUUUUAACGGUCAAAGCAUCAUAUUUUGUCACAAUACCUGUGAUUCAUCAAGGAAAGUUAGUCUAUGAAUAAUUGUUAAGUAUCAGCCAAAAUUAAUUCCCCUUUCCUCCUGUAAAACUGUUUGGAUAUCUGUACUGGUUGGGUACCACAAACUGUAAAGAGUUAACCCUUUCACCACUGUAGAGCAUAAUGGACUCAUCCAGAUCAAUGAAUGGUAGUCUACUAAAGUUACAUAGGGGUGAAAGGGUUAACACCUUGUUGUAGUUCAACUAUUCUUACCGGUAUACAGGAUUUUUGCAUUAAGUAUAUGUUUUUCAAUAGCAACUAAAAGUAAAACUACAGUUUACAUGUAAACAAUUUUAACUUCAUUGGAAGACUAAUGGAACAAGAUUGAAAUCUUACUGGAUGAAAAGAAAUACAGUAUGUUAUGCAGAUAUUGUGUUUAAUACUUAUCCUUCUGAGAUUUUUUAUCGUGUACCAAAACGUCUCGGAAUAGAAAUGUGAUAUGAUCCCAUCUCCUAUACUUGGAACUAAGUAUGAUAUUGUGAAUGUUUUCAGUUUGAAAGAUUUCUUUUUCUCCUAGGUAAUACACGCACAUUCUUGAAUUUAAAUACUUGUUCAUUUAUUUUACAACAAAUCAUCCCCUAAGUAUGGGCAUUUAUAAAUAUUUGAGAUCUAUUUCAGAUCAUUUUAAACAGCAGAUAAUUCUUGUUGAGAAUUUGAAAAUUAGAUAUUCAUUUAGUUGAACCCCUGACAUUUUAUAUACUGUACUCAUACAUGUUUCAUUGAGGGCUAAGUCUGCCAUCAGAAUUUUCCUUUCUGGUAUGAUUUAUGCUGUACAUCAAUCGAAAAGUCUGAGCUUAAUGGUUUUCAUUUGUUUCCAUUUGCAUAAGUAAACAUCACUGUUGUUAGGUGAAGAUGUGUAUCAGCAAAACUUAGACGUACAGCUUCAUCUGUUGCUAACCAUUAGGCCAACUGAAAACCAUUUGUUGCAGGUAUAGAUUAUAGUAACAGCUCAUGCGGCUGAUAACUUGAGAAAAACAUUUUUUUUUAUAACCAGCUCAAUUCCAAGGAGCUUGAGCAGCAAGUCAUUGAUUAUGUUUCUGUAUGUCAGAUAUAAUUGAAAUACGAUAACAUGCCACAAAUGUCGUUAUAAUUACUUCUCAACCAUCGGCGAUCAAAUACAUUGUCAGAGGGAUACAAAACACUUUUCAGGAGAAGAUAUGUAUUGAUCAGUUAUAUUUUUUAUUCAUUUGCUCACAUGAUUUUGCUCUUUGAAUUCUAUUUCAAAACCUACCUUGUUUACCUUGUUCAUUCAUUAUCUAUAUACAAUGUGCAUCUUGGUUUAGUGGAAUGUCAUAUGCCUCCAUACUCGGUUUUUGAGAAACAUUUCUGAAAAAAACCCACCAGAUUCCAGGCUGACUGAAAGAGAAAUAUAAAUGUAACUUCAGACUGGUAAGGUCUGGUAAAAUUGUUUUUAGUUAUCUGUUUGUUAGUUUUAUCAGAAACACUACAAGGAUUAUGUAGGUCAGGUUGAAAUAGCAUUAAAGUUAAGUUGAAGGUGUUCGAUGUUGAUUCAUGUUCUACUGUAUAAGAAGGUAGAAAGCCCCAACAAACAAUACAAUGUUAUUAUAUAUCUUCCGUAAAAUGUAAUAAUAUCUUAGGUGAGUAAAGGGAGGAGGCAUGGAUUUGACCUUGCCAGCUCCCACCCUUCCUAUAACAAGACUUAAUCCAUGAGAGGCAGAUUUUGACCUCCACAGUUCUUGCCGUUCCUAACACAACUAAAUUUGAGACACUAUAUUUUGACCUCAGGAUUCAACUCACUUUUUAACACAACUGAAACAGGAGGGUCAUUCUUAAUGUGAAUAAAUCCAAUCCCAGAUGUGCCACUGAUAAUAUUGUAUUACAAUUUGGCAUAUUAUAUUGAUUGCCAUGGAAGCUAAAAUGUACAUACUGUAGUUAUAAAUACAUCUAAACCAAUCAUCGGUGGUUUCACAGGGAAAAUGUGUACAUACCUCACAGAAUGUGUUGUUUGAAUUUUGUACUUGCUUUUGUCGGAACUACUGUUUUGUAAGGUACAUUGCUAUAAAUGUAGGUAAACAUACAUGUUAUAAACAUGCUGUUUAUGUGAUAUAUAGGAGUGCUCAUAGUUGUUUUCUGUAACCCUGAUUUACUGUAAGAAAUGCUGGUAUGCUCCUUAACAGGAACAUACCUAAUGUUACCCUCUUAUCUGCUCAAAUUGAGUAGAAACAUCUGCUAUAUACUGUAGAUCACUUUAUUUUCGAGAGAUUAACUUUUGCAUUAAUUCACGAUUAGACUCAUUUGCAUAUUAAAAUUCUCUAGCGAAUUUAAAUCCAUUUGUAAUUUCCAUUUUAUUGAAGUUUUAUUUCUCAAUUGUGAAUUCAAGAAUUUACAAAUAAAAAUUAGGUAAAAAACAUAAGGUAUAGUCCACCAAAUGAAAGUAAACACGAUAAAUAAUGUUAUUUGCAGUAACAGAUGUAUGUAAUAAUGUAUAUAAAAACGCUAACGACGUGGUAUUUUGGUGCAAAGUUCUACUUCAUAUUCAUAUAGUGCUACUUUUUGUUAAGACCACAUGUGUACAGCAACUAUCUUCUGUAAAACUGGGGGAAAUAUUUUAUGUGAUCAAUGGCUCAAUGCAUAGUACAUUCAUUAAGGGUUGACUUAUGCCAGAUAUGUAAGCUGCUAUGAAAAAAGCACUUAUCUUUUUUAUUCCCCCACGUAAAUAUUUAUGAAAGCAAGCAUUUUCAAACCAUGAAUAUAUAUUGCUUGUUUCUACCUUAAAUAAAAAAAGUUUUGAAAGCGUUUUCAAGCAGUAGAUGUGAUCUGAGUACACAAAACACUUCGAUUGGUUCCCCAUUUUCUCCUACAACAUAGAUACUAUGUUAACGUUGCCUAAGUUAGAAAGCUUGAUUUAUGUACUAUGUGUAUGUACUGAAUAAUAGUAUGUAUGGUACUUUUGUAUACAUGCAGUAGAAAUAAAACAUUCUUGUCUGGCA